CCUGGGGGAGUCCUGCACGGAACCCAAGGUCGUCCGCCCCUCCCGGGCCUUUGUGGCCACCUCCGAGGGCAGCCUCAGGGCCAGGCAGUGGUGUCUGCUCAGUCUCCCUGCCUCCCUGCCCCCUCUGGGGCAUCCACAGCUCCGGAGCUCUCCGGGGCCCGACGCCUGGCUCCGCCCUUGGGCCUCAUUAUCUACGUUUCCGCGACUGGCGCUGCGUGAACUUGGCAGGCCCUCCCGGCGGUGAUCGGGAACACUUUGUGCCUCCCCGUCGCCGGCACCGCCCUGCCGGGACCGGCCCGCGCAGUCCACAGGGCCCGGGUCGCUGUGCGCUAAGCGCGGCGGCCGCGGAGAUUUCCUGCCCGGGAAACGACGCGGAUCCUUCCCGGGGCUCCUCGCCCCGCCCCAGGUCUCCGACCCCUCCCCUUUGCUGGGGAUCCCGGGUUGGGCAGAGUCGGGGAGGAGGCUCCAGUAGCCUGGGCCAAGGAGCGGCGGGGGGCAGCAGAGCUGCUGGCCACGGACGAUGCCCGCCAUGUGACGCCGUCUUCCUCUCCGUGAUCCCCCCACGCCUCCCGGGCCCGCGGCUCGCCGAGCCGAGCACCAUGCUCCUACCGGGACACGCGCGCCCGCCGCCCGCGUCCCAGCCUGCGCAGCAUCCCGGCCUUCGCAGGCAAGUAGAGCCGCCCGGACAACUCCUGCGCCUCUUCUACUGCACAGUGCUGGUCUGCUCCAAGGAGAUUGCAGCCCUCACUGACUUCUCGGGUUACCUAACCAAACUCCUGCAAAACCACACCGCCUAUGCCUGUGAUGGGGACCAUUUGAAUCUCCAGUGCCCUCGGCAUUCUACGAUAAGUGUUCAAUCAGCAUUUUAUGGGCAAGAUUACCAAAUGUGUACUUCCCAGCAGCCUGACUCCCAGAGGGAAGACAGCUUAAACUGUGUGGCACCCACCACCUUGCAGAAGGUGCUGGAUGAGUGCCAGAACCAGCGGGCCUGCCACCUUCUGGUCAAUAGCCGUGUCUUUGGACCUGACCUUUGUCCAGGAAGCAGUAAAUAUCUCCUGGUCUCCUUUAAAUGCCAACCUAAUGAAUUAAAAAACAAAACUGUGUGUGAGGACCAGGAGCUGAAACUGCACUGCCACGAGUCCAAGUUUCUUAACAUCUACUCUGCAACCUAUGGCAGAAGGAUGCAGGAGAGGAAUGUGUGUUCUUCAGAAGCAGAGAGGCUGCCUCCCUUUGACUGCUUGUCUUACUCAGCUUUACAAGUACUGUCCAGAAGGUGCUAUGGGAAGCAGAGAUGCAAAGUCCUUGUCAACAAUUACCACUUUGGAAGCCCCUGCCUGCCAGGAGUGAAAAAAUACCUCACUGUUACCUACGCGUGUGUUCCUAAGAACAUACUCACAGCGAUUGAUCCAGCCAUUGCUAAUCUGAAGCCUACUUCAACACAGGAAGAUGGUAAACACGGUGUAAACUUUGACCCAAGCGAAUCAAGGGUUCUGCGGAAAGAUGGAAUUAUUGUGAGCAACUCCCUGGCAGCGUUUGCUUACAUUAGAGCCCAUCCCGAGAGAGCCGCCCUGCUGUUUGUGUCCAGCGUCUGCAUCGGCCUGGUCCUCACAUUGUGUGCCUUAGUUGUCAGAGUGUCCUGCACCAAAGACUUCAGGGAGCUGCAGCUGGGAAAGGAGCACCUGGUGCCCGGAAGUGACCAGGCUGAGGAGGACAGUGAGGACGAUGGGGAGGGAGAGGACUCUUCUGACUCUGAAUUUCCAGGGGAACCCUCAGGGUUUCAUAAGACUUCAUACCCAGCCUACAGCUCCAUAGAAGCUGCAGAGCUGGCGGAAAGGAUUGAGCGCAGGGAGCAAAUCAUUCAGGAAAUAUGGAUGAACAGUGGUCUGGACGCCUCGCUCCCAAGGAAUAUGGCCCAGUUCUACUGACAACCAGAUGGAUCUUCAGCUAUCCCACUUUCUGAAGAGGGAAGGAUCCAAAAUGUCCCUCCAGGUCUGUUUCACUUGUACCUUCUAUGAAGGAGAAUUUGUCAUGUCACCCAAGACUGGUGAAAACAGAAAGCUGUCAAAGGGACAUUUCAAACUGUUUACAGCACAUCCCAAAAUAAAUUAAGAGGGAAGAAGUCA
Molecule: messenger RNA, 2123 nt
Organism: Cavia porcellus (domestic guinea pig)
Lineage: Eukaryota; Metazoa; Chordata; Mammalia; Rodentia; Caviidae
Gene: Eva1c
Product: eva-1 homolog C
Exons: 9
Coding region: 600-1925 (441 amino acids)
Cellular component (GO): extracellular region
Molecular function (GO): heparin binding; carbohydrate binding
Source: RefSeq, a predicted model, not a curated record